UAUGCCGUCGUCACUGGAGGCGGAUCUCAUUCGCGUUUUGAGGUACACCGUGCUUUACAGAUAGCAACAAUAGCAGCGUCGCUUCCCGACAGACAAGAGACAACCUGUACCCAUGAAGAGUUUUAUUCAAUACUUCCAACGCGGUCGAAAUGACGCCUCGCCGAACAGAUGCUUGACGAUAGGGGUCCUGCAAGUCUUACUCUGGGUGUUGGCAGCGCCUCCGGAGGUCCUAUCGUUUCCGGUGACUCCUUGCGUGCCCAAUACUCACAGUCAGCACAAUCCAACACGACCAGGUGUGCGUCUCCAUCAAUCAUCGCUCGUGCCGGAAGAGAAUCCGUACGCGGACGCCAGUGUCGCCUCCUUGUCGGGGGUUCGAUAUUCUGACGUCCUGUCCGGUCUCGAUCGGCUCUUUCCGCCGACGGAUUUGGAUAGUCGUAACGCUCUCAGUCGUACCGACGGCUACUGGCCCUACAUUCAGAACGGCAAGGACCCACCAUUGCAGCUCACCUACGGCGAAUUCGAUUUUUACUUUUUCGCGUCUCUCCUGGACAAGGCACACAGCCUUUUUUACCAAGAUUCCGAUCGUCCGGUGCCGUCGGAUUGGUCGGGUAUGACCUUUGUCGACGUUGGCAGCGGGACGGGUCGGUUGGUCCUGGCAGCAGCAGCAUUGCAUCCGUCCUUUCGAGAAUGCCGGGGCGUGGAAUUAUUGCCCGGUAUACACGAAAAGGCGCUUGCAACGUUGGCGGACUGUCCCGUCGACGACGAGGGAAGGGCACAGCUGCGGACGAUGUCCCGGGAAGAAUCUGGUCCAUUACAUACUAUCCCCAUGGCGCCAGUCUCCUUCGCUUGUGGCUCCUUCGAAAGUCCCUACGUCUACAUUGGGGACGCCGAUAUUGUCUUUGUUUUUUCGAGUUGCAUGGGGCACGGACUCCUGGACGGAUUGGCCCAAUCGAUCGGCCGAUCCUGCAAACCCGGCACCUUGGUUAUUACUACCGAUUACAUGUUACCUUUAGAAGCGGACAUUGCCGCUGUGGAGGAUGAUGAUCGCGUUCCGUCGGGUCGGUACCGCCUUGAACUGGUCGAAACGGUCGAGGGUUGGUGCUGGCUCACCGGAGGUGCAUCGACCGCCUAUAUACACCGCGUGAAAGAGUCACUGUGGCGGGAAGACCAGGGUCCGCUUGCGGAACGGGAACUUUCGCUGGAAGACCGGGCCUUUCGAGUCGCGCGGGCCAUGGAAAAGGGGGAGCUUGGUGAUCCCCAAGCGUUCGCCCGCGGUAUACACAACAAUAUGGUGUUCCACGGAAUUCCGGAACGAUUCUACCCGCGGUUGGACACGUAGAGUGCCACACUAGUCGAAGGGUGAGAACAAGGCCAGUUUUACGAUCACUGUGGCGGCGUGCCUAUGAACCUACUAGACGGAUGGAUCGUUUCGAAUAGGUUCCUUGCGAGGUAGACUUUUCUUCUCGAGAAUGGGAGCUCCCAGAUGGAGCCGCUCUAACACCGGCUGGGAAUUCCAAAGAAUCCGCCCUCGGUUGCUUUCAGUCGAAAUACUGAUUACGGAUAGGGAUAGCUAAUUCUCUAGAAGGCCAUUUUUGAUCG
Messenger RNA from Phaeodactylum tricornutum CCAP 1055/1, 1599 nucleotides. RefSeq lists its product with no specific name. Gene Ontology annotation, biological process: regulation of cell cycle. Gene Ontology annotation, molecular function: histone H3K79 methyltransferase activity. The coding region runs from base 113 to 1339 and encodes 408 amino acids. Lineage: Eukaryota; Bacillariophyta; Bacillariophyceae; Surirellales; Neidiaceae. The record is from RefSeq and is a predicted model, not a curated record. The transcript has a single exon.